This is a messenger RNA of Drosophila navojoa, 1815 nucleotides long. It is a transcript of the gene MFS15, whose product is annotated as Major Facilitator Superfamily Transporter 15. Gene Ontology annotation, biological process: monoatomic anion transport; transmembrane transport. NCBI's taxonomy places the organism in Eukaryota, Metazoa, Arthropoda, Insecta, Diptera, Drosophilidae. The record is from RefSeq and is a predicted model, not a curated record. Gene Ontology annotation, molecular function: transmembrane transporter activity. Gene Ontology annotation, cellular component: membrane.
CGCAACGUAAGCAGAACAGUUGGCGACUUAUUUUCCUGCUGUGCAACGUUAGCUUAUCAGUUGUGCGAAAUGCUUAGACGCUCAAGCACCGCCAUUGCGAAGACAACAAAGCAACGACACUAGAACUAAUCAACGCAAACAUGGUAUUAGGUUGCGCGGACUGCUGCAGCCACACGGGCUACGACGCCAUUGGAAAUACGGGUCCCCGUUUUGGUGUGCGUCAUCUGCAAUGCAUUUUAGUAUUUUUCGGCUUGGCCGUGGCAUAUGCCCUACGUGUGAAUCUCUCCGUGGCCAUCGUGGCCAUGACGGAUAGCAAUCACACCAAUCCAGCAUUUCCAGAGUUCCCCUGGGACGAGAGCAUCAAGUCGUAUCUGCUGAGUAGCUUCUUCUGGGGCUAUGUCGUGACGCAGGUGCCGGGCGGCUAUCUCUCGGCAAUAAUUGGUGCUAAGUAUAUGCUCUUCUUCGGCGUGCUCAUCUGCUCCUGCCUGGCACUGCUGACGCCCUUCUGUGCGAUCACUGGAGGCUGGAAAUUGGUCGUUGUAUUGCGCGCCAUUCAAGGACUCUGCCAAGGCGUCAUCUUUCCAUCCACCCACACAUUCCUGUCCAAAUGGGCGCCAGCUGAGGAGCGUGCGAGGCUUGUGGGCUAUUGCUAUUCGGGCUCCCAGUUUGGCACUGUAAUCAUGCUGUCGGUGAGCGGAUAUAUUGCAUCUUCGUCGCUGGGCUGGCCCAGUAUAUUCUACAUAUCCGGCUGUGCCGGCAUUAUGUGGUCCAUGAUCUGGAUCUACUUGUGCGCCAGCACUCCCGCGCAGCAUUCCUCAAUAACUCCCAACGAGCGGCGGUACAUUGAGACCUCUGGUCAGCUGCGUCGCCCGUCGGAUGCAGGUCGCGAAGAAUUCGUGGCACAUCAAAACCUGCGCACGCCCUGGCUUCGCAUCUUCACCUCGCUGCCGUUCCUGUCGCUCCUCUUGGCUCAUUGCGCCAACAACUGGGGCUUCUGGACGCUGCUCACCCAGAUUCCGACCUUUAUGAAGAAUGUGCUGGGCAUGGACAUCAAGCACAAUGGCCCGCUCUCUGCGUUGCCCUACUUUGCCAUGAUCCUGCUCACCUGCUUCUUCAUCUGGCUGUCGGAUAUACUGCAGCGCAAUGGAAGCCUGAUGUCGCUGAGCUUCUCACGCAAGCUCUUCAACUCGAUUGGCCUCUGGCUGCCAAUGCUGGCACUGCUGGGCCUGGGCUUCAUCACCCAGGGCAGUGCGAAUGCCAAGCUGGCGAUUGGCCUGCUCACCCUGGCGGUGGCCACCAAUUCGGCCAGCUAUCUGGGCUUCCAUGUCAACCACAUCGAUCUGUCGCCCAACUUCGCUGGCACCCUGAUGGGCAUCACCAACUGUGCCGCGAAUGUGAUGAGCAUCUUGGCCCCGCUCAUUGUUGGGCUCAUUGUUAGGGAUGAGACCAAUCCCACGCAAUGGCGCAUUGUCUUUUAUUUCACGGCUUUUGUCUAUUUCAUUGGCAAUUUAGUUUUUAUUGUGUUUGGACGUUUCACUGUGCAGCCCUGGAACACUCCCAGCACCCACAGGCAGACGCGCUCUGUGUCUAUCAGUGGGUCAGAUGAAGCGGCACGCGCCCCCCUAAUUGAUACCUAAAUGUGAAAAGUUCUAUAUAUAUAGUUUUGAAUUGAUUCCUAUGCUAUUCGAAUUUACAUUCUGGAGUGAGUCUUAACAAAGAAACUGAUGUACCUUAUCGUAGGGUAUUAUAUUAUGGAAUUGAUUGCCGCUAUUUUACGUUGCGACUAUUUUUACAGCGACUAGUUAUGUAGGACAU